Molecule: messenger RNA, 5384 nt
Organism: Arabidopsis lyrata subsp. lyrata
Lineage: Eukaryota; Viridiplantae; Streptophyta; Magnoliopsida; Brassicales; Brassicaceae
Product: ferredoxin-dependent glutamate synthase 1, chloroplastic/mitochondrial
Exons: 32
Coding region: 184-5142 (1652 amino acids)
Biological process (GO): ammonia assimilation cycle
Molecular function (GO): glutamate synthase (NADH) activity
Source: RefSeq, a predicted model, not a curated record
AGAGAAAAGGAAAGAAAGAGAGAAGAAGAAGCUCUCAUCACUCAUCUGUUAUCUUCCUCCUCUUCUUCUUCUUCCUCUUCUUUUUUUUUUUUCUUUCUUUCUUACAUUUAUCUUUAUUUAUUUUAUUUUUUAGUGUGCAUUUAUCUUAUUUUCCACACACGCCUCUCAUUUUUUUUCAUUUCAAUGGCGAUGAAAUCUCUUUCCCCUAUUCCUAAGCUUCUCUCCACAACACCAAGCUCUGUUCUUUCUUCUGACAAGAACUUCUUCUUCGUCGAUUUCGUUGGAUUAUACUGUAAGUCCAAGAGAACCAGACGCAGACUUCGUGGCGAUUCCUCCUCAGGCUCUUCUUCUUCUUCUCUCUCUCGUCUUUCCUCUGUUCGUGCUGUUAUCGACCUUGAACGUCUUAAUGGCGUCUCUCACAAAGAUCUCUCUUCUACUUCACUCUUAAAACCUCAGGUUGCUAAUUUGGAGGACAUAUUGUCUGAAAGAGGAGCUUGUGGAGUUGGGUUUAUAGCAAACUUAGAUAACAUACCUUCACAUGGAGUUGUCAAAGAUGCUCUUAUUGCUCUUGGUUGUAUGGAACAUCGUGGAGGUUGUGGAGCUGACAAUGAUUCUGGUGAUGGCUCUGGUCUUAUGUCUUCCAUUCCUUGGGAUUUCUUUAACGUCUGGGCCAAGGAACAAGGUCUUUCUCCUUUUGAUAAGUUGCAUACUGGUGUUGGCAUGAUCUUUCUUCCACAAGAGGAUACCUUUAUGCAAGAAGCCAAACAAGUUAUUGAAAACAUAUUUGAGAAAGAAGGAUUACAAGUUCUUGGUUGGAGGGAAGUUCCUGUGAAUGUUCCUAUAGUUGGUAAAAAUGCUAGGGAAACAAUGCCUAACAUUCAACAAGUGUUUGUCAAAAUCGCAAAGGAAGAUAGUACGGAUGACAUUGAAAGGGAACUUUACAUAUGCCGUAAACUAAUCGAAAGGGCGGUGGCUACUGAGAGUUGGGGAACAGAGCUAUACUUCUGUUCACUGUCCAAUCAAACCAUAGUGUACAAGGGCAUGCUUCGGUCCGAGGCUCUUGGAUUGUUUUAUCUAGAUCUUCAGAAUGAGCUUUAUGAGUCUCCCUUUGCUAUUUAUCAUCGAAGGUACAGUACAAACACUAGUCCUAGGUGGCCUCUUGCUCAACCAAUGAGGUUUCUUGGACAUAACGGAGAGAUCAAUACCAUACAGGGGAACUUAAAUUGGAUGCAGUCUCGAGAAGCUUCUUUGAAGUCCUCUGUUUGGAAUGGCCGUGAAAAUGAAAUUCGUCCAUUUGGUAAUCCCAGAGGUUCAGACUCUGCUAAUCUUGAUAGUGCUGCAGAAAUCUUGAUUAGAAGUGGCCGAACUCCAGAGGAGGCUCUAAUGAUUCUUGUCCCUGAGGCAUACAAAAAUCAUCCAACCUUAUCUGUCAAAUAUCCUGAGGUAGUGUUGAUAUAUGCAACAUCUGUUGUGAUAUGUUCUUCAAGAAUCCAUUGCAAAAACUCACUAUUUUCUUUGCUUCUUUUUCAACUGCAGGUUAUAGAUUUCUAUGACUACUACAAAGGACAAAUGGAGGCUUGGGAUGGUCCUGCCUUACUUUUGUUCAGUGAUGGAAAAACAGUUGGGGCUUGUCUUGACCGUAAUGGCCUUCGUCCUGCUCGAUAUUGGCGGACUAGUGACAAUGUCGUCUAUGUAGCAUCUGAGGUCGGAGUUGUACCAGUUGAUGAGGCAAAAGUCACGAUGAAAGGCCGUCUAGGACCUGGAAUGAUGAUUGCUGUUGACCUAGUGAAUGGCCAGGUAUAUGAGAAUACAGAGGUCAAGAAGAGAAUAUCUUCAUUUAAUCCAUAUGGAAAAUGGAUUAAAGAAAACUCCCGGUUCUUGAAGCCUGUGAAUUUCAAAUCCUCAACUGUCAUGGAAAAUGAAGAAAUCUUAAGAAGCCAACAGGCAUUUGGUUAUUCAAGUGAGGAUGUGCAAAUGGUUAUUGAGUCUAUGGCUUCUCAAGGAAAGGAACCAACCUUCUGCAUGGGCGACGAUAUUCCGCUGGCAGGAUUGUCUCAAAGACCACAUAUGCUUUACGAUUAUUUCAAACAAAGAUUUGCGCAGGUUACAAACCCUGCCAUUGAUCCCCUUAGGGAAGGUUUGGUUAUGUCUCUUGAAGUAAAUAUUGGAAAACGUGGAAAUAUAUUGGAGCUUGGGCCUGAGAAUGCCUCACAGGUUAUUCUGUCUAACCCUGUGUUAAACGAAGGAACGUUGGAGGAGUUAAUGAAGGAUACAUACUUAAAACCUAAGGUUCUGUCCACAUAUUUCGAUAUACGAAAAGGCGUUGAAGGUUCCUUGCAAAAGGCUCUAUAUUCUCUUUGUGAAGCAGCUGAUGAUGCUGUCCGAAGUGGCUCUCAGCUUCUCGUUCUUUCAGACCGAUCCGAUAGCCUGGAACCAACCCGCCCUGCAAUUCCGAUAAUGUUAGCUGUUGGCGCUGUCCAUCAACAUCUUAUUCAGAACGGUUUGAGGAUGUCAGCUUCCAUUGUUGCUGAUACCGCCCAAUGCUUCAGCACACAUCAUUUUGCUUGUUUGGUUGGAUAUGGUGCAAGUGCUGUAUGCCCAUACUUGGCACUGGAGACAUGUAGGCAAUGGCGCUUAAGUAACAAAACUGUCGCAUUCAUGCGUAACGGGAAAAUUCCCACUGUAACCAUUGAGCAAGCUCAGAAAAACUACACCAAGGCGGUUAAUGCAGGGCUUCUUAAAAUUCUUUCUAAGAUGGGCAUCUCAUUGCUUUCAAGUUAUUGUGGUGCUCAGAUAUUUGAGAUCUAUGGUUUGGGGAAAGAGGUUGUUGAUCUUGCAUUCACUGGAAGUGUGUCAAAAAUCAGUGGACUCACCUUUGAUGAGUUGGCAAGAGAGACAUUGUCUUUUUGGGUGAAGGCCUUUUCUGAGGAUACAACUAAACGAUUAGAAAAUUUCGGGUUUAUUCAAUUUAGGCCUGGAGGUGAGUAUCAUUCAAACAACCCAGAGAUGUCAAAGUUGCUCCACAAGGCUGUCCGUGAAAAGAGUGAAACUGCAUAUGCAGUCUAUCAACAACAUCUCUCUAACAGACCUGUUAAUGUCCUCCGUGAUCUCCUUGAGUUCAAGAGUGACCGUGCACCGAUCCCAGUAGGGAAAGUUGAACCAGCCGUUUCCAUUGUCCAGAGAUUUUGUACUGGUGGAAUGUCACUUGGUGCUAUUUCAAGAGAGACUCAUGAAGCUAUUGCUAUUGCUAUGAAUAGGAUUGGUGGUAAAUCAAACUCUGGAGAAGGUGGAGAGGAUCCUAUCCGUUGGAAGCCACUUACAGAUGUGGUUGAUGGGUAUUCAUCAACAUUACCACAUCUCAAAGGUCUUCAAAACGGUGAUAUCGCAACAAGUGCUAUCAAGCAGGUUGCUUCAGGACGUUUUGGAGUCACACCAACAUUCUUGGUCAAUGCAGACCAAUUGGAAAUCAAAGUUGCACAAGGUGCCAAGCCUGGGGAAGGUGGUCAGCUUCCUGGAAAGAAAGUUAGUGCAUAUAUCGCAAGGCUAAGAAGCUCUAAACCUGGUGUUCCGCUUAUAUCCCCGCCUCCUCACCACGACAUUUACUCUAUUGAGGAUCUUGCUCAGUUGAUCUUUGAUCUACAUCAGAUUAAUCCUAACGCAAAAGUAUCAGUCAAGCUGGUCGCAGAAGCUGGAAUCGGAACAGUUGCUUCUGGAGUUGCAAAGGGUAACGCUGAUAUCAUUCAGAUAUCAGGGCAUGAUGGUGGAACUGGUGCUAGUCCAAUAAGCUCCAUAAAACAUGCUGGUGGACCAUGGGAACUUGGACUAACAGAAACUCACCAAACUCUUAUCGAAAAUGGACUCAGAGAAAGAGUCAUUUUAAGAGUCGAUGGAGGCUUAAAGAGUGGUGUUGAUGUUCUAAUGGCUGCAGCUAUGGGUGCUGAUGAAUACGGAUUUGGUUCCUUGGCAAUGAUUGCUACUGGUUGUGUUAUGGCUCGUAUUUGCCACACUAAUAACUGCCCAGUGGGUGUAGCAAGUCAGAGAGAAGAAUUACGUGCAAGAUUCCCCGGUGUGCCUGGUGAUCUUGUCAAUUACUUCUUAUACGUAGCAGAAGAGGUGAGAGGUAUCUUAGCACAGUUGGGAUACAGCAAGUUAGAUGACAUCAUUGGACGAACAGAGUUACUGAAACCACGAGACAUUUCGUUAGUGAAAACUCAGCAUCUCGAUCUGAGUUAUCUUCUUUCGUCUGUUGGAACACCUUCAUUGAGCAGUACUGAAAUCAGAAAGCAGGAAGUUCAUACAAAUGGACCUGUUCUCGACGACGAUAUUCUUGCAGAUCCAUUGGUGAUUGAUGCAAUAGAGAACGAAAAGGUGGUUGAUAAAACCGUCAAAAUAUGCAACGUAGACCGUGCCGUUUGUGGUCGCGUUGCUGGUGUUAUUGCAAAGAAGUAUGGAGACACUGGUUUUGCAGGACAAGUGAAUCUGACUUUCCUUGGGAGCGCGGGACAGUCCUUUGGGUGCUUUUUGAUUCCCGGUAUGAACAUCCGGCUAAUAGGAGAGUCAAAUGACUACGUUGGAAAGGGAAUGGCUGGUGGUGAAAUAGUAGUAACUCCUGUGGACACAAUCGGGUUUGUGCCCGAGGAAGCAACGAUAGUCGGGAACACUUGCUUGUAUGGUGCCACAGGCGGUCAGAUAUUUGCUAGAGGCAAAGCUGGAGAGAGAUUUGCAGUGAGAAACUCACUAGCUGAAGCAGUAGUUGAAGGCACCGGAGACCAUUGCUGUGAGUACAUGACUGGUGGCUGUGUCGUCGUGCUUGGAAAGGUGGGAAGAAACGUUGCUGCGGGUAUGACUGGAGGCUUAGCUUACCUUCUUGAUGAAGAUGACACUCUUCUCCCUAAGAUUAACCGAGAGAUAGUGAAGAUGCAAAGAGUAACUGCGCCUGCAGGGGAAUUGCAGCUGAAGAGCUUAAUUGAAGCACAUGUCGAAAAAACCGGAAGCAGCAAAGGCGCAACGAUUCUGAAUGAAUGGGACAAGUAUCUACCUCUCUUCUGGCAACUGGUUCCACCGAGUGAAGAAGACACUCCUGAAGCUUCUGCUGCAUAUGUAAGAACAGCCACCGGAGAAGUCACAUUUCAAUCGGCAUAAAGAUCAUUCAAGAGAAGGUUGUUGCAGUUGAAACACAAGGAUUGAUAUACAUACAUCAAUGGUGGACUAUGGAGGGCAAAUGGAAAAUCAUUAUCAUUUCAUAGAUCAAAUGUGUGGGACAAUAUUCUUAUUGUCUUGUGAUCUUUACAACAAUACCAUGGUUGCUAUAACUGUACAGUAAAUUCAGUAAAAUAACUGCUUUCAACUGUCAUAUAUAUAAUCAUCUCAUAAAAUUUGCAAAU